GCGAGCAUCACCCGGCGUUGACCAAUCCGACGACGACCGUCGAUAUAAGCGGCCUCUCUCAGCCCGGAUGGCCCGUACGCCCCGGGAUCGGACUCCUGUCAAGAAACCAUGUCCCCCGCCGCACUCGUAACCUCCGCCCCUGCCUCACCGACCUGCAAGCAACCCCCGAACAGGAAGUCUCUGUCCAUGCCUGCCGAGGAUUCUCCUUCAAAACCGUGGCGGCCCGUCCAAGCCAAUCCUGUACCCGAGAGGUCCGAAUUCGCGUUCGAUUCUAUGGAAGACGCCUUGGCCGCCUUCGCGAGCGGCGAGUUCCUCGUGGUCAUGGACGACGAGGACAGGGAAAACGAGGGCGACCUGAUCAUCGCUGCCAGCGAAUGCACCACCGAGAAGAUGGCAUGGAUGAUCAAGCAUACGAGCGGAUUCAUCUGCGUCGCACUACCGGGAGACCGCCUGGACGAACUCGACAUCCCCCUGAUGUUCCCGCAGAACCAGGAACGCCACCGGACAGCGUACACGAUCACCAUCGACUACAAGCACGGAACUACGACCGGGAUUUCCGCUCAUGACCGCGCCCUCACCGCCCGCAUGCUUGCCUCUCCUUCCGUAACUCCCUCGUCGUUCACUCGUCCCGGCCACCUCGUCCCACUCCGCGCGGUAGACGGAGGAGUCAUCGCCCGUAAAGGACACACCGAGUCUUCCGUAGACCUCUGCGAACUGGUCGGCUUGCCUCGCGUUGGCGUACUGUGCGAGCUGGUGAACGAUGACGAGCAGGGGUCUAUGGCACGCAGGGAUGACUGCCGUCGCUUUGCGGACCGAUGGGGGUUGAAGGUGAUCAGCGUGGAAAUGUUGGCUGAGUGGAAACGGCAACAUUCGAGCUGACGAAUGGGGCCGAUGAGAGCUUCGUCCCAGCCAGCUGACAGUGUAUGGCGUAUUGGGGUGCCUGUAACGUUAUUGAAUCACAAGCAGACUGUUUUUCCUUCCAACACCUUACCGUACGAGCGAUCGCCGAGCAAAGAGCAC
This is a messenger RNA of Punctularia strigosozonata HHB-11173 SS5, 1020 nucleotides long. RefSeq lists its product as uncharacterized. Gene Ontology annotation, biological process: riboflavin biosynthetic process; aerobic respiration. The transcript has 2 exons. The record is from RefSeq and is a predicted model, not a curated record. Gene Ontology annotation, molecular function: 3,4-dihydroxy-2-butanone-4-phosphate synthase activity. Lineage: Eukaryota; Fungi; Basidiomycota; Agaricomycetes; Corticiales; Punctulariaceae. Bases 109 to 879 code for a protein of 256 amino acids. Gene Ontology annotation, cellular component: cytosol; mitochondrial intermembrane space.